UGACUUCUCAGUGUUGUAACCAUUGUUGCAAUCUGGUUGCUUUUUAAAGGAGCUUUGUUUGAGUGUGGGACCACCCAGACCUUCAGUGGGGCUCCCCCCUCCUACCAGCAGGGAGAGGAGGAAGGGAACUGACCCUGACUCAUGACCGUGUACCAGGCGUGGAACCUAGUGCUGAAAGAGGCAGGCCAGGGACAUGCUUUUAAGAAGCUUCUAGUCAAGCGGCGGACACACUCACUGAACAGAGAACCUCUCGUUGGACUCCAGUUGCUUUUCCUCUCCACCUGUGAAUUUCCUUCAAGAAUUGCCAAGCUAUCGGUCCAUUGCACGCAAGAGGACGACCAUUCCUACCCGAGAGAAGCAAAGUGGCACUUUGCUAAAGCCGACAGACUCUUACAGCUCCCAGUUGGAGGGAGGAAUCACUGAAAACCUCAAUAGCCAAUCGAUUCGGAAGUAUGCACUGAACAUCUCUGAGAAGCGGAGGCUAAGGAACAUUCAGGAGACCCAGAUGAAGUAUUUAUCUGAGUGGGACCAGUGGAAACGGUAUAGCAGCAAGUCUUGGAAGAGGUUCAUAGGGAAGGCUCGCGAGAUGACGACCCACCUGGAGCUGUGGCGGGACGACAUUCGCAGCAUAGAAGGGAAGUUUGGCACUGGGAUUCAGUCCUAUUUCUCCUUCUUGCGGUUUCUGGUGUUGCUGAACUUGGUGAUCUUUCUGAUUAUCUUUAUGCUGGUUUUGCUCCCCGUCUUGCUCACCAAAUACAACAUCACCAACAGUACCUUUGUGCUCAUUCCGUCCAAAGACACGGAUGUUCAAUGCACAGUGUAUCCAAUAAGUAGUUCUGGACUCAUUUACUUUUAUAGUUAUAUCAUAGACUUGCUCUCUGGCACUGGUUUUUUGGAGGAGACCUGCCUCUUUUAUGGACAUUACACCAUUGAUGGGGUGAAAUUUCAGAACUUCACCUAUGAUCUGCCCCUGGCUUAUUUGUUAAGCACGAUUGCCUACCUGGCCCUGAGUCUUCUUUGGAUAGUGAAAAGGUCAGUGGAAGGGUUCAAAAUCAACCUGAUCCGGAGCGAGGAGCACUUUCAGAGUUACUGCAACAAGAUCUUUGCUGGCUGGGACUUCUGCAUCACCAACCGUAGCAUGGCGGACCUGAAGCACAGCAGCCUGCGGUAUGAGCUCCGGGCAGAUCUGGAGGAAGAAAGAAUACGGCAGAAGAUAGCAGAAAGGACCUCGGAAGAAACAAUACGGAUUUACUCUUUGAGACUGUUUUUGAACUGCAUUGUUCUGGCUGUUUUAGCUGCAUGCUUUUAUGCAAUUUAUAGAGCAACGAUAUUCUCACAAGAGCACAUGAAAAAAGAAAUUGACAAGAUGGUUUUUGGAGAGAACCUUUUGAUAUUGUACCUGCCUUCUAUUGUGAUCACGCUGGCCAAUUUUAUCACCCCAAUGAUCUUUGCCAAAAUCAUCCACUAUGAGGAUUAUUCCCCAGGCUUUGAGAUCCGGCUGACAAUCCUUAGGUGUGUGUUCAUGCGCCUGGCCACCAUCUGUGUGCUGGUAUUCACCCUGGGCUCCAAGAUUACAUCCUGUGAUAACUACUCCUGUGAGCUCUGUGGCUACAACCAGAAACUCUACCCGUGCUGGGAGACCCAAGUUGGACAGGAAAUGUACAAGCUGAUGAUCUUCGACCUCAUCAUCAUCUUGGCCGUGACGCUUUUUGUGGAUUUUCCUAGAAAGCUCCUGGUGACCUACUGUUCCUCUUGGAAACUGGUUCAGUGCUGGGGACAGCAGGAAUUUGCCAUUCCUGAUAACGUUCUGGGGAUUGUUUAUGGGCAAACCAUUUGCUGGAUUGGAGCCUUUUUCUCCCCUCUUCUCCCUGCAAUUGCAACCUUGAAACUCAUUAUCAUCUUUUAUGUGAAAGAGAUAAGUCUUCUUUACACCUGCCGGCCCUCCCCAAGGCAGUUCAGAGCAUCCAAUUCUAAUUUCUUCUUCCUGUUGGUGUUGCUGAUAGGGCUGUGUUUGGCAAUAAUACCUCUGACGAUCAGCAUGGCACGCGUCCCUUCCUCAAAAGCCUGUGGGCCGUUCACCAACUUCAACACCACCUGGGAGGUGGUCCCCAAGACAGUGAGCACCUUUCCCAGGUCACUGCAGUCCCUGGUCCAUGGCAUCACCUCGGAAGCCUUUGCAGUGCCUUUCUUCAUGAUCAUCUGCCUCAUUAUGUUUUAUUUCAUCGCCCUUGCCGGAGCACACAAGCGGGUGGUGGUCCAGCUCCGAGAGCAGCUGUCCCUGGAAAGUCGUGACAAGCGUUAUCUAAUUCAGAAACUAACGGAAGCCCAGAGGGAUAUGAAGAACCGUCUAGACUGGCAGUGAGGAUCCUACUGCAUGUUGCUCAGAAGCUGACCUGCUGAGCCUACAGAGUCCACCUGGGUUUGGAGCAGAGAUUUUAAAAUAUAUUUUUCUGGAGUUGAGGUUUUUCCUGAAAGUAGCUCCAUAUUAUGCAGCUGCAGUGGCUAUAACCCACCCCUAAUGUAACCCAGCCCCUCAUUUUAGUGUCUUAGAAAGACCAGGUUCAAACCUGGUUUGCCUAUAGACCAGCAGCUUGGUGACUCCCCCACAAAACUAACUUACUUAGCCGUUUAGGCUGAUAGAACAAAAUUUGAGGAGGAGAGCCCUUUUAUGUUUUUCAAAGUGCAUUUGUGUUGUCUUUUACAGUUAAUUGUGGGAGUCAUCCGUUCAUGAGACUGGGCUUGUUCUUUUGAACCAGGUUCUGGAGUUUUAGGCUGAGAAGUGUUCCUUAAGAAGUAGUAAUCCUUUUUAAAUGGUUCCGAGACCUGAUUUUUUUUUUUUCAUGAAGAGAAAUCCUUGAAUUCAGAUGUUUGAAACGGAUGGUGGAAACAUGGAGAGGGUGGCUGUAUAAGUCCAGUUACCUGGUAGUAAUAUGAGAGAGAAGGUACCCAGCUUCCUCUCUGUGUGAAGCCAUCCCUGCUGUGUGAAUAAGGUUAAGUUUGGGGAGGAGGGGAAUGCUGUGGAUUGGGGGCCUUGAUGUCUUAGUUCCUGGGUAUUUUGUUGCUGCCUUAUUACUCGGGGGUGGGGAGGUGCUCGGGGUUGGGGGGGAGCUGUCUCUAAGGUGCUGGGUAUCCAUAGGUCUUGAGUUCCCUUCUGGUCCUGAGUUCUGAGACUUAGCAGAGGGCCCUGGGUAUCAAAAUUAAGAGGCAAAGCUUGUCUUUCAAGUCUUCCAAAUGCCAUUUUCCUUCCUGCACUGAGGUCCCCAUUUCUCAUGGACACUUCACAUUUCAGAGCCAGGCUGGAAAGGGCAGUUGAGUGUGUGCAUGGAGCACAGGGGGCCAUGGUUUAUGUGCGUAAGUGUUUGAGGAUCACGGGUUGCAGCAUCAGACCAGCCUGUGCAAGUGUCCCAGAGGACACUGAAUGCUGGCAUCUGCAAUGCCGUAUGUUCAGGGCUAUUGUUUCCUUGUGCCUAAAAUUUUAAGUUUUAUUUUACAUGAUAGGCAGAGUACCGCUUAAGAUUUCCGUUACAGCAAAAACCACAUGCAAUAAAUACCUCAUCAUAAACUUACAUGGAAUUGAUAGCUCUGAACCUUUUAAUAAGCCUAAAUUAUGGUUUCACGUAAUCAGUUUGUGUCUUAAUUAUCUUCAGAAUCUUUUUUAAAGUACUGAGUUUUGUAACAGACCAUCAGAGCCUUUCUUCUGUUGUUUUCCUUCCUUUCACAGGCUCUAAACCUUUCCUCAGGAGUAACCUGGAGUUUAAAGCUGGGUACCUGUUUUGGAAAGCCGUGCUCUGCUAAGAGUAUUCCCAUCCCCACCCCCAACCCGCCAUUACUCAAAACGAUGGACCCCUUGCUCUGAGGAGCAAAGUAUGCUUUCCAUAGUUUACACGUUUCUAUAUAUUUGUCCCUUUGCCAGAUCAUUUUCUUGCUGUUCCCCAAAGUUACCAUUAACAUGUGAUACUUUUGUACCUGUGAGACAAAUGAGCUUUUCUGGCUAAUAACUAGUAUCACAGAAUUUUGAGUAACCAAAAGUUCACUCUAUCCUCACUUGAAAAAAAUUCUAAUUGUUGGUAUUUUUACCUACUGCACUUAUUUAUAUGUUUUUGCUUUCACCAUGCUUCUGAGAACAGUCAAGUUUGUGUGUGUGUGUAUGUGUGCGCGUGUGUGUGCACAUGUGUGUGUACAUAUGUAAGUGUGUGAGAUGGAAACUCCAUUUUCUUUCCCUGUUAUAAAAUUGAUACUGAAGUAUGCUAAUAUAUUCAUUUUGGUUAAAUGCUGCUGAUUUGCAUACCUCUUACUUGAAUGUUUUUAUAUAUUUUGAUAACUUUAAUAACUUCAAGUGAUGUCUGUAUAAUUGUUGAAGUACAGGUCUAACAAAUGUGCCUUAAAACUACUGAUUAAACAGUGUCUUGAAGGUUUUAAAA
Molecule: messenger RNA, 4421 nt
Organism: Felis catus (domestic cat)
Lineage: Eukaryota; Metazoa; Chordata; Mammalia; Carnivora; Felidae
Gene: TMC7
Product: transmembrane channel like 7
Exons: 16
Coding region: 506-2362 (618 amino acids)
Cellular component (GO): plasma membrane
Molecular function (GO): mechanosensitive monoatomic ion channel activity
Source: RefSeq, a predicted model, not a curated record